Messenger RNA from Blastomyces dermatitidis ER-3, 467 nucleotides. RefSeq lists its product as uncharacterized. The coding region runs from base 15 to 467 and encodes 150 amino acids. The transcript is spliced from 2 exons. The record is from RefSeq and is a predicted model, not a curated record. Lineage: Eukaryota; Fungi; Ascomycota; Eurotiomycetes; Onygenales; Ajellomycetaceae.
CAGAGAAGGUAACAAUGUUUGGGGUAACAUACGCAGUACAUACAAGGGAAGCAUCCGUAAUGGGAACGAACCGUGCACUGGGAUUACUCUGUACAUUUGUGAGGAAUGGAAUCGAUCUCCCGCGACCCCCGGUGAAGAGACGAGGCCUGGAUUUAGAGACAGGACAGGGCAGGACAGGACAGGGCAGGGCGAAGAUGGGAUGGGAUGAGAUGGUUCCGCUUUGGCUGUGGGGUCUGAUCGACUGCGGCUCAAACCUAGGACAACAACCCAUCAAUCAGCAUCUAUCAGCCACCACCACCACCGUCACCAUCACCAACCAUCGCCAUUGGCAGUCUAGCAGAGCGUGGAGUCGAAGGGCGUGGAUGCAACCGCUAAAGGUCUCCGCCAACCAAAGACGACGGGGUCCAGCCCACCCAAGCUCCCCGUAUGCCUACUGCAUUCUGGUGCGCCCGUCGGGGCUGCGCUAA